AUGGUACCUGUGAAAGGGGACAUUCAAUCUUGGUACUGGGAAAACAUCGGGCGACUCUGCAACAGAGAGCCUCAAGCGCGCCGACAUGUCGCUGCUACUGACGUGGAGACAUUGAUGUCACUGCUCCAUGCUUGUGUUCUGGUAACUACUGGAUACCAUGCGGCAGCACAGGGGAAGAGAGGCAGCCCUCAGCUCUCCCCACAUCCUGGCAGCAACAGUGGUGAGGGUGCAGCCCAGGUGAUCCACCAGUCAGUUCAAAUAGCCAUAGCUGGAGAAAAUGUGACAUUGUGCUGUCAGCUGGCAGAAAGCUAUGAUGUUGUUCAGGUAACCUGGCAGAAGGAGCAUGGGAAAGACAAGACCAAUAUAGCUACUUACAGCACAGCUCAUGGUCCUAAAGUCCUGGGCGAAUAUCAGAAUCGUGUGCACAUUUCUCCAAGUGGGCUGAACGUUUCUACCAUCACAUUCCAUGCUGUUACAAUAGAGGAUGAAAGCUGUUACAGUUGCAUCUUUAAUACAUUUCCCUUGGGAUCCAUCCCAGGCAGGACAUGCCUCAAGGUCUAUGCUCUAACAAAACCCAAGGUAGAUGUGAAGCGUGUUAUGAGUCCAGACAGCACAGGAAAAGAAAUGCUAAAGAUAAGCUGCUCAGUAACAGGGAGACCAGCUCCAGUGAUCACCUGGCAGUUCCCAGAAUACCUUCAGAUAAAGCCAAUCCAAUAUAUCACCCACCAUCCUAACCAAACAGUGACAGCUGUGAGCAAUUUUACUCACAUGUCCUCCAAAGAUCUCUGGGAGAAUUCAGUCAACUGUGUGAUUCAACAUCCAUCUUUAAACAGUACACAAGCAUUAACCUUGCCUGAAAAUGGGGAAGAACAAGCAAAAAGAAAAGUCCCAAGAAUUCCUGUCAUUGUCUGCACAUUGGCCGUCUUUAUUCUGGGGUUACUGGUUUUUCUCAUCUUCAUCUCCUGGAGAAGAUUAUCCCACCAAGAUAAAAAGCAAGAUCUACUCAUGAAAGACGCUGUAGGGCUUUCACUUCCAACUCCUGGGGGUUUUUUUUGUCCUUUAUCAACAAUACAACAGCUGCUCUCAGACUCAACAUCUUUUCCUUAUUGCAGUAACAUGCAUCCCGUGGUAAAGAGGUGUCUUUGUUCGCUGUGGACUUUACAGGGCUUGACCAUAGCCAUCAUCUCAAUAAUGCUUUGCUGGGUACAGGGUGCCAUUGUGACAGAGGAUAAAGAAGUGAAGCUGGGUGGCAAUGUAACCUUGAGAUGUAUCCUAACGGGGUCUCCUGAACUGGUUCAGGCUUCAUGGCAGAAACAGAUUAAUGGGAGCUCUGUAAAUAUUGCAGCAUUGAGCAAGAACAAUACGCAUACAAAUGAUUAUAUUGCUGAAGAAUACAAGCAUCGACUCACCUUCACAAGUUCAGCACUCAAUGACACUGCCAUCACCAUUUGGAAUGUGAGCAUCUCAGAAAGUAGCUGCUAUGAAUGUAUAUUUAAUAUAUUUCCCUCAGGACCCAUCUCAAAUAAAUCUUGUCUUCUUGUAUACGAUUUCCAUGCAUUUCUAUACCACCAUAUUUCUGAUGGACUCUUGAAUGCUACAUGCACAGCAACUGGUUUUCCACUACCCACAAUCUUCUGGGUUGGAUCAUCAGAUGAAAAGAAUGAAUGGAAGAUUGUAAAUUCUAAUGGCACAGUGUCUAUCAUCAGUAACAUACUCAUAAAGACCUCAAGUAGCCAUUAUGGGCAAGAACUGAUCUGCAAAGUCAGACACAGAGGGCAGGAGAUAGACUACCAAGUGCCCAGGAUAGAAGAAGGCCACUGGAAUUUAAUUCCUGUGUUGCUAACUAUCUUGAGCCUAAUCUUUGUGGUCUUGAUAAUAUCAGUUGUAUGCUGGAAACUCAGGAAAAAACACAAAGGAUUCUAACAGAUUCAAACAAUAGCCAGUUGGUUGUUUCAUGGAGAAGAAAAAUAAACUACAUUCACAUCUAUGCAAUUGGCAUGCCAUGAAUACUGCAUCCAUGUAAAGAAGCACCAGAGUUAAUUUUGGGAUCCAUCAGCCUUACCUCUUUUUCCCAUUUGUCACCUAAAGGCUGCCUACAGUGAAACAUGCUGACUUUUAUCUAAAUACUAGCUACUUCCCUUCUUUUCUCUCAUUCAUCUAAUUGGGUUCUUCAUGUCUGGCAAUCACAUUAUACAGUUUUCAGUGUGCAGAAUCCUAAAUGGAAUACAGAAUGUGUUGUAGACUAAAUUGCACUAUGUGGUCAAGGGUAAAGCAAAUCUGAAGAUAUGCCAAAACUACUGAGACAGAGAAGAAGAAAAUAACCACUUCUAUUUCACCAGCUUUUAUACCCGCUUUAAAAAAAAAUUGCCAACAGAAUUUUCAGAAAAAAGGAUUAAAAGAAUAAAAAACAAACAUAACAAUUAAAAAUAAUUAUACUAUCAAAAUUCCAUUGAGAAUAUAAAAGCCAGCUGUUCAUCAGGUAUUUGAUUCAUUAGCUCUAAUUAGAACUCAAAGAAAAAGAAGAAAAAGAAGAAAAAUAUACCAGUUCUUAAGUUGGAGAGUAAUUGUAGAUCUGGAACAUCUUUUUUAUGUAUGUUGUUUUUGUAUCGAACUAUUUGUGAGUCUUGUACAGAGUUCUGAAAAAAUUGAAACCAUUAUCACUUUCUUGUGAUAUUAUGACUGAU
This is a messenger RNA of Sphaerodactylus townsendi, 2684 nucleotides long. RefSeq names its product CD200 molecule (gene CD200). Gene Ontology annotation, biological process: negative regulation of macrophage activation; regulation of immune response. NCBI's taxonomy places the organism in Eukaryota, Metazoa, Chordata, Lepidosauria, Squamata, Sphaerodactylidae. The transcript has 11 exons. The record is from RefSeq and is a predicted model, not a curated record. Gene Ontology annotation, molecular function: cell-cell adhesion mediator activity. The coding region runs from base 1 to 1923 and encodes 640 amino acids.